Messenger RNA from Chionomys nivalis (European snow vole), 705 nucleotides. RefSeq names its product ankyrin repeat domain-containing protein 7-like. Gene Ontology annotation, molecular function: protein binding. NCBI's taxonomy places the organism in Eukaryota, Metazoa, Chordata, Mammalia, Rodentia, Cricetidae. The record is from RefSeq and is a predicted model, not a curated record. Bases 1 to 705 code for a protein of 234 amino acids. The transcript is spliced from 5 exons.
AUGCAGGAUGACUUCGAAUAUGACGCCCUGACUUUUAGAGCCCCUCAGCAGACUCGCUGGUACACCCGCCUGUGGCCCGCAUGCCUGGGUCAUGGGUGCUGUGGCCGGAAACGGCCGCAAUUUCAACUGUAUUUAAUUGGGUAUGAUCCUGUGGGGCAGCUGCAAAGGGCGGCAAGUGUGGGUGAUGUGGCAUUAGUUGAAAAAUUUAUCAAUGGCAGCGAACACCACAUAAACGAAUCCGACAGGAGGGGCAGGACAUCCCUACACUAUGCAUGUGCCCAUAACCAUCCCAACGUGGUAGCAUGGUUAGUAUCCAACGACUGUACGGACAUCAAUAUUCAAGAUGAUGAAGGCUGCACACCCUUAAUUAAGGCGACCCAGAGGGACAACGUGGAGUGCGUCUCCAUACUACUCAUGCAGGGUGCUGAUCUCCACAUCGUAGAUUUCGGUGGGGAUGCAGCUCUACACCACGCAGUUAUCCGAGGAAAUAUAACAAUUGCUGGAAAACUGCUUAAAUAUAAGGCAAAUAUUGACGCGAAAACAGAGUAUGGGUUGACCCCAUAUAAACUCGCGCUAUAUGAAAGGCAACACCAAAUGGCCGAGUUUUUAAUAAAGAACGGGGCGGAGGCACAUUCGGUGCUUCAGCCAAAUAGAUCUCUGAUUGACCCUGAAGCUGGUCUGGCAGCCAACAAGCCCAAAUGGUAA